Messenger RNA from Chlorocebus sabaeus (green monkey), 3934 nucleotides. It is a transcript of the gene TTK, whose product is annotated as TTK protein kinase. The record is from RefSeq and is a predicted model, not a curated record. Gene Ontology annotation, biological process: peptidyl-serine phosphorylation; chromosome segregation; meiotic spindle assembly checkpoint signaling. Gene Ontology annotation, molecular function: ATP binding; protein serine/threonine kinase activity; protein binding. Gene Ontology annotation, cellular component: kinetochore; nucleus. Lineage: Eukaryota; Metazoa; Chordata; Mammalia; Primates; Cercopithecidae.
CACUGAAAUUCUUGAGCUGGCGGCAGGGCUGAACGUAGCCCAGUUAAAGAUCCUUUCUUGCCACAUCCUCUCUAAGCCAGGCUGUGAGUACCGCGUGGAACGAAGGAGAAGGGUGGCGGUGAGGUCAGUAAAGAGCCGGCCCAAGGUGCACCUUUUAGGUCCGGAUGCUGAGAGCAGCCGUCCCCGCCCCUAUAUUCCUCUCACCAGGUAGGUUUGCCCGGGAGUGGCUACCUCCCAGGCAAAAAUUCGGCCUGGUUAAACUGGAAAGAGCAGGAAAGCCCGCCCACUGGUGCCCGGGGAACGCCUGCAAAGUGCCAGGACCCUACAAACCCAUGCACCUCACCGGUGCGCACGGGCCGCGGGCUCUUCCGGGGCGGGCCUCGCCUGACGCAGGAGGAGGGGCGGCCCCGUCGCACACGAACCAAUCACGACAGACGCUUCUACGUGGCUAGCAUUGACCAACUGGAGACCGUGGAGAUAGCGACGGGGAAAUUCAAACGUGUUUGCGGAAAGGAGUUUAGGUUCCAUCUUUUCAUUUCCCCAGCGCCGCUUCCAGUAGGUGGAGUGAUACCUUGCUGCAACUUUAUGACUGCUUCAUUGUUAAAUCCGAAGACGGGGCAGCGUUGUUAUCAGUCACACUGAGUUGGUGUUUGAGAGGCACAAAGAUACGAUUAACAAAAUGGAGUCCGAGGAUUUAAGUGGCAGAGAAUUGACAAUUGAUUCCAUAAUGAACAAAGUGAGAGACAUUAAAAAUAAGUUUAAAAAUGAAGACCUUACUGAUGAACUAAGCUUGAAUAAAAUUUCUGCUGAUACUACAGAUAACUCGGGAACUGUUAACCAAAUUAUGAUGAUGGCAAACAGCCCAGAGGACUGGUUGAGUUUGUUGCUCAAACUAGAGAAAAACAGUGUUCCUCUAAGUGAUGCUCUUUUAAAUAAAUUGAUUGGUCGUUACAGUCAAGCAAUUGAAGCACUUCCCCCAGAUAAAUAUGGCCAAAAUGAGAGUUUUGCUAGAAUUCAAGUGAGAUUUGCUGAAUUAAAAGCUAUUCAAGAGCCAGAUGAUGCACGUGACUACUUUCAAAUGGCCAGAGCAAACUGCAAGAAAUUUGCUUUUGUUCAUAUAUCUUUUGCACAGUUUGAACUGUCACAAGGUAAUGUCAAAAAAAGUAAACAACUUCUUCAAAAAGCUGUGGAACGUGGAGCAGUACCACUAGAAAUGCUGGAAAUUGCCAUACGGAAUUUAAACCUCCAAAAAAAGCAGCUGCUUUCAGAGGAGGAAAAGAAGACUUUAUCAGCAUCUAUGGUAUUAACUGCCCAAGAAUCAUUUUCCAGUUCACUUGGGCAUUUACAGAAUAGGAACAACAGUUGUGAUUCCAGAGGACAGACUACCAAAGCCAGGUUUUUGUAUGGAGAGAACAUGCCCCCACAAGAUGCAGAAAUAGGUUAUCGGAAUUCAUUGAAACAAACCAACAAAACUAAACAGUCAUGCCCAUUUGGAAGAGUCCCAGUUAACCUUCUAAAUAGCCCAGACUGUGAUGUGAAGACAGAUGAUUCAGUUGUACCUUGUUUUAUAAAAAGACAAACCUCUAGAUCAGAAUGCCGAGAUUUGGUUGUGCCCGGAUCUAAACCAAGUGGAAAUGAUUCCUGUGAACUGAGAAAUUUAAAGUCUGUUCAAAAUAUUCAUUGCAAGGAACCUCUGGUAUCAGAUGAAAAGAGUUCUGAACUUAUUAUUACUGAUUCAGUAACCCUGAAGAAUAAAACUGAAUCAAGUCUUCGAGCUAAAUUAGAAGAAACUAAAGAGUACCAAGAACCAGAGGUUUCAGAGAGUAACCAGAAACAGUGGCAAUCUAAGAGAAAGUCAGCAUGUAUUAACCAGAAUCCUGUUGCAUCUUCAAAUCAGUGGCAGAUUCCAGAGUUAGCCCGAAAGGUUAAUACAGAGCAGAAACACACCACUUUUGAGCAACCUGUCUUUUCAGUUUCAAAACAGUCACCGCCAAUGUCAGCAUCUAAAUGGUUUGACCCAAAAUCUAUUUGUAAGACACCAAGCAGCAAUACCUUGGAUGAUUACAUGAGCUGUUUUAGAACUCCAGUUGUAAAGAAUGACUUUCCACCUGCUUGUCAGUUGUCAACACCCUAUGGCCAACCUGCCUGUUUCCAGCAGCAACAGCAGCAAAUACCUGCUACUCCACUUCAAAAUUUACAGGUUUUAGCAUCCUCUUCAGCAAAUGAAUGCAUUUCGGUUAAAGGAAGAAUUUAUUCCAUAUUAAAGCAGAUAGGAAGUGGAGGUUCAAGCAAGGUAUUUCAGGUGUUGAAUGAAAAGAAACAGAUAUAUGCUAUAAAAUAUGUGAACUUAGAAGAAGCAGAUAACCAAACUCUUGAUAGUUACCGGAACGAAAUAGCUUAUUUGAAUAAACUACAACAACACAGUGAUAAGAUCAUCCGACUUUAUGAUUAUGAAAUCACGGACCAGUACAUCUACAUGGUAAUGGAGUGUGGUAAUAUUGAUCUUAAUAGUUGGCUUAAAAAGAAAAAAUCCAUUGAUCCAUGGGAACGCAAGAGUUACUGGAAAAAUAUGUUAGAGGCAGUUCACACAAUCCAUCAACAUGGCAUUGUUCACAGUGAUCUUAAACCAGCUAACUUUCUGAUAGUUGAUGGAAUGCUAAAGCUAAUCGAUUUUGGGAUCGCAAACCAAAUGCAACCAGAUACAACAAGUAUUGUUAAAGAUUCUCAGGUUGGCACAGUUAAUUAUAUGCCACCAGAAGCAAUCAAAGAUUUGUCUUCCUCCAGAGAGAAUGGGAAGUCUAAGUCAAAGAUAAGCCCCAAAAGUGAUGUUUGGUCCUUAGGAUGUAUUUUGUACUAUAUGACUUAUGGGAAAACACCAUUUCAGCAUAUAAUUAAUCAGAUUUCUAAGUUGCAUGCCAUAAUUGAUCCUAAUCAUGAAAUUGAAUUUCCUGAUAUUCCAGAGAAAGAUCUUCAGGAUGUGUUAAAGUGUUGUUUAAAAAGGGACCCAAAACAGAGGAUAUCCAUUCCUGAGCUCCUGGCUCAUCCAUACGUUCAAAUUCAAACUCAUGCAGGUAACCAAAUGGCCAAGGGAACCACUGAAGAAAUGAAAUAUGUUCUGGGCCAACUUGUUGGUCUGAAUUCUCCUAACUCCAUUUUGAAAGCUGCUAAAACUUUAUAUGAACACUAUAGUGGUGGUGAAAGUCAUAAUUCAUCAUCAUCCAAGACUUUUGGAAAAAAAAGGGAAAAAAAAUGAUUUGCGGUUACUCGUAAAUUGUCACAUACCACCUAUAAAAUACAUUGGACUGUAAUACUCUUGACUCCCUGUGGAAAUCUACAUUUGAAGACAACAUCACUCUUAAGUGUUAUCAGCAAAAAAAAAUCAGUAGAUUAUCUUUAAAAGAAAACUGUAAAAAUAGCAACCACUUAUGGCACUGUAUAUAUUGUAGACUUGUUUUCUCUGUUUUAUGCUCUUGUGUAAUCUAUUUGACAUCAUUUCACUCUUGGAAUAGUGGGUGGAUAGCAAGUAUAUUCUAAAAAACUUUGUAAAUAAAGUUUUGUGGCAUAAAAUGACACUAACAUUUCAAAGUUGUAAGAUUGUUUUCUUUAAGAAAAUGUAUUGUUGGCAUGGCAGCAAAAGUCUUAAUUAGUAAAAAGUAGAUUAGGGAAGAUGUGAGACUAGACCUUAGUAAAUGAACUUCGAAAAGCAAAUCCUGAAGUGUUUGAAUUCCAAAAUAGACUUCCUAAUUAUUUCUGGCACUGAUAACAACAGUCUAUAAUUUUAGGAAUGAACUUGGCUCUUUCAGAUAUUCUUCAUAACAUCUGCUGUUUUUGGUAUUUAGAAUAUCAUGCUGGAUUCUGUGUUGUAAGCUGUAUGGCGCAUGCCCUCACUGUAUGACUUGCUAGGUAAUGGAUAAUUAUAAAUGUGGCCCCAGAG